AUGUCGGUGCUACUGGUGCUACUCGACACUGUGCGGCUCUUUGUGGUGCACAGAAAUCGCAGCGGAAUUCCAGUGUUUAAAGGUGCAGAUAAGCCAGUUCUCGGGAACACCAUUGAUGCGGGACACUUUCACGGGCAGGACGGGCUCGGAGACGCUCCUGACCCCAACGCCCCCGGUCUGGACCUGGUUCAGAAGGAGGGCGGCGUGUCAGCGAUGAUCAGGAUCAUCAAUGAAAACCCAGGAGAGGUGUCUCUGGUUGCCACGGCACCACUCACCAACCUGGCUCUGGCUGUGAGGUUGGAUCCGUCUCUACCGAGUAAACUGCGAGGGCUCUACAUCAUGGGAGGAAACACUGAAUCUCGAGGAAACAUAACAGUUUGUGCCGAGUUUAAUUUUGCUGCUGAUCCAGAAGCUGCUUACAUCGUACUGAACGAGUAUCAGUGUCCCACUUACUUGGCCUGCUGGGAGUUUACCUGCUACAGCAAACUGUCCUGGGAGUUUUGCGACGACUGGUUGGCACAGGACACCGACAAAGCUCGCUUCAUGGCUCGGAUCUUCCGCUACAGCAUGGAGGUUUCAAAAAGUGACAGAUUCAAGAAGGAGUUUGUCGCCGGCACAGGGUUCGUGUCCUGCGACUCGUACGCCAUGGCUGCCGCUGUAGACGACUCGUUCGUCACAGAGAGCAACCACUAUGCAGUUAGCGUGGAGCUGACGGGCACGCACACCAGAGGCAUGAUGGUCGUCGAUACCUUGGGCCUCCUGAAGUCUGUGAAUAAGGCUUUCAUUAUAAAGAAGGUGGAUAUGAAGAAGUUUGAGAAGAUGAUGAUGGCGGCUUUGAAGUGACAACUUGAAGCGCGCCAUGUCUCCUAGUCCAUGUUAUAUCUCAGUCUGGUCUCACAAACCAGCAGAUAUUUCUAUCUUUAAAGGAACAAACUGUAGAUGCCAGAUAAUUAAACUUUUAACUGACUGUAUAUUGUAACUUUAGACUGCCUAAAGCUGUAAAGACUCAUUUUUAAUUCAA
Molecule: messenger RNA, 1021 nt
Organism: Paralichthys olivaceus (Japanese flounder)
Lineage: Eukaryota; Metazoa; Chordata; Actinopteri; Pleuronectiformes; Paralichthyidae
Source: RefSeq, a predicted model, not a curated record